UGCAUUCACCCAUCCAAUAUUUCUUGAGCACCUACUGUACACAGGCAGGGACCUCACUCAGGAGGGCCUGCAGUCUGUAACCAUAGCAGAGCACUAAAGACAGAAAGAGAGUGUGAUCGGAAAAUGGAGGCUUCCUGUCACCAGGAUAAAUCAUUUGCAAGAGUCCUACUAAAUGGCUGAAUAUAUUGACCUUUUGGAUUUAGGAUUAGCUGUUUAAAUAUCAGCAGCUGUUGGCCCCAGUUAUCGCCAACCAGCUUGUCCCUUGUGGGUUAAAUAAUAAUAUUGUCCAUUUGCUCUUCUAUACACUGAUUACAUUGUUCCCUGACCAAGUUCUGCCCUUAAUUCAGAAAAUUUGAUUAGCCCCUCCCUUUCAUUGUCUGUUGUGAUAUCACAGAAUUACUGUGGCAACAGACUAUGAUGUCAACAGCUUGCCUGCUGCUGCUAAAAAGAACCACACUGGUCAGAAAGGGAUCUGUCAUGUGAAGACAAAAUGGAAUGACAUAGAAAGCCGGAGGAACUGAAAUGUGAUAUCAAAAAAAAAAAAAAAAAAAGAAUAUCUUGGCAGUGUAAGAUAACAGGGGGCCUUGGAGCCUCCUUUGCUAGAACCCUUUAAAAUCAGUGAGGCAGUUUUGAGGACCGACUAGGGAGCAGACUUGCCUAGUGGGAGGGGAACGGGACAGGUGACCUUCAGAAGGCCUUGCAGUUCAAGGAUCCUAAAGACGUGGAGGACAUUAAGGAAGGGAGAGAUUGGACAGGCUCUGGGCUCUGGAGAAUUUAAAGGAAUUAACACUGAUGCAGACUCCUUGCUCCUGAGCAGAUCUGACAGUUACCAGCUGGAAUUUAUCAUCUUGCAUCUGGAAGAUUUGCGGCAAUAAACACACAGUGACCCCCUCACAAGCCCCAUUUGCUCCCCUCUGCCUCACAAGGCUGGGAGAAAGCUUUCCUUCCAUUUCACCCAAGCAAAAGAGCUUCUUCUUCACCAUCUAUUCUGAUGCUACAACAUCCACGCCCGUCCACGCUCUGCCUCCACCGUGUCCAGCUCUCUACCAGCGGGACCACUGUAUGCAGAGGGCAAGCGAGCUGCUGCCCGGUCUGAGGGGAGGGUGGCAGGGGGCUGAUCGCCAAGAUGCCUCAUGCAUUAUGCUCCUGUCUGUACAGAAGGCUGGGCAGGCUGAGAGACGAGAAAGGAGACUUCCUUAAUUAAUCUCAUCUUCUCGGCAGUGGCAGCAAUAACAGCACAUGAACCCGGAGCCUCCUUUAACCCUUGUGCCCACAGGCUCUGAAGGGUCUCUGAAAAGCAAGUUGGCUUUUAGCUCCAGAGCCAGUGUCUGGCAUUGGCAGCCUGGGAGGCAGGAGUACCGUCUCCCUGCGGGUCGGGCUGGCAGGAGUUCCUGCCGUGCAGAUGGGAAUGCAGCCCCGUGCUCCUCCGCCCGCCCAGCUACUCUGUGUCCUUAGCUCAGUGAGGUCGGACUACCUGGAAGUGGCACACCUGCUCUGUGCAUGCCUGUCUCUUCUCUUCUGCAUUUUCUCCUUGGGAGUACGAACCAGGAGGAUGCCGUGCCCUCCUUGCUUAUUCUGCCUCCAGUCGUCUGACCGGGUAGCAUUCUGGCUGAGAGCUAGGAUGCCACAGGCCCAAUAGGGCACCCGGAUGACCCUUACCACCACCCAGCAGGAGCCCCCUCCCUGUUCUCCACUGCCAGAGCCAGGAAGAGGAGGCAGCUGCAGAGUCUCCCUGCCAUCACUCGCCUGCAUCUCUGCCACAGCAUUUAGGGUUGGACCGGAGGACUUACUUCUCAGAGGGAUGGUAGCAGCUGGGUGGCUGGUGGGUCCUGUGAGGCUGCCGAACUGGGGAGCAAGCUGCCAAAAAGAUGUUGAAGUUUCGGGCUGAUCGACGGGUCAGCCACAAUGAAAGACAGAACACCUUUCGGCACCCAGUGACUGGCCAGGUCCCAGAGGAAAACAAAAAAUUUGACUUAAAAACAUUGGCCUUGGACAUGUCCAAUAAAACAGGUGGGAAACGCCCUGCUACCACGAACAGUGACAUAGCCAACCACAACAUGGUGUCUGAGGUCCCUCCAGAGCGGCCCAAUGUCCGGGCGGCUCGGACAUCCCGCAAAGCCAUCGCUUUUGGCAAGCGCGCACACUCCAUGAAGCGGAACCCCAACACCCCUGUCACCAAGGCAGGCUGGCUCUUCAAACAGGCCAGCUCUGGGGUGAGGCAAUGGAACAAGCGCUGGUUCGUGCUGGUGGACCGCUGCCUCUUCUACUACAAAGAUGAGAAGGAGGAGAGCGUCCUGGGCAGCAUUCCCCUCCUGAGCUUCCGGGUCGCAGCUGUUCAGCCCUCAGACAACAUCAGCCGGAAGCACACAUUUAAGGUGACUGUGUGCUGGGUGGAUGAGGCCAGGGCCAGUUCCACGCACUGCCUCUCCCCGCAGGCCGAGCAUGCUGGUGUCCGUACCUACUUCUUCAGUGCUGAGAGCCCCGAGGAGCAGGAGGCCUGGAUCCAGGCCAUGGGGGAGGCUGCCCGGGUACAGAUCCCUCCAGCCCAGAAGUCCGCGUCCCAGCCUGUGCGUCACAGCCACGAGAAGCCAGACUCCGAGAACAUCCCACCCAGCAAAGCCCCCCACCAGCCACCUCACAACAGUCUCCCCAAGCCCGAGCUAGAGCCCAAGACUCGAGGGGAGGGUGAUGGCCGAGGCUGCGAGAAGGUGGAGCGGAAACCUGAAAGGCCUGAAGUCAAGAAGGAGCCUCUGGUGAAAGCCAAUGGCAUUCCAGCUGGACCCGAGCCAGGCUCAGAGCCUGGCAGCCCUUACCCCGAGGGCCCAAGGGUGCCAGGGGGUGGGGAGCAGCCAGCUCAACCCAAUGGCUGGCAGUACAGCUCCCCAAGCCGACCCGGAAGCACGGCUUUCCCACCUCAGGAUGGAGAGAAUGCAGGGCACCGGCGGAGCUUCCCGCCACGCACGAACCCUGACAAAAUCGCCCAGCGCAAGAGUUCCAUGAACCAGCUGCAGCAGUGGGUAAACCUGCGCCGAGGGGUGCCGCCGCCUGAAGACCUUCGGAGCCCCUCGAGGUUCUACCCAGUGUCCCGCCGAGUCCCUGACUAUUAUGGCCCCUACCCCUCUCAGUAUCCUGAUGAUUACCAGUACUACCCACCAGGGGUGCGACCCGACAGCAUCUGCUCCAUGCCCGCCUACGAUCGGAUUAGCCCUCCCUGGGCCCUGGAGGACAAGCGCCAUUCCUUCCGCAAUGGGGGCAGCCCUGCCUACCAGCUGCGCGAGUGGAAGGAGCCUGCAGGCUACGGACGGCAGGAUGGCACCGUCUGGAUCCCCAGCCCCUCCCGGCAGCCAGUCUACUACGAUGAGCUGGAUGCCGCCUCCAGCUCCCUGCGCCGCCUGUCCUUGCAGCCCCGUUCCCACUCUGUGCCCCGCUCACCCAGCCAAGGCUCCUACAGCCGCGCCCGCAUCUACUCCCCGGUCCGCUCACCCAGUGCCCGCUUUGAGCGGCUGCCACCUCACAGCGAGGACAUCUAUGCUGACCCUGCCGCCUAUGUGAUGAGGCGUUCCAUCAGCUCCCCCAAGUAUGAUUACCUGGGAGACAGGCGACCAGUCCCUGCAGGACUGUUCCCCUACAACUACCCACCAUCCCCCACGGUCCACGAUAAGAUGGAUGAACUUUUAGAUCUUCAGUUGCAAAGAAACCUAGAGUAUUUGGACCAGCAGAUGAGUGAGAGCGAGACUCUCAUCAGUAUGGUGAACCGCAUGGUGGAGAACUCCUCCCCCAGGGCCCAACUCUUCGUGCAAGUCCCUCCGUACCCAGAAGUGUUCCGGGACAGCCUGCACACCUACAAGUUAAACGAGCAAGACACGGAUAAGCUGCUGGGCAAGUUGUGUGAGCAGAACAAGGUGGUGAGAGAGCAGGACCGGCUGGUGCAGCAGCUCCGAGCAGAGAAGGAGAGCCUGGAAAGUGCUUUGAUGGGAACCCACCAGGAGCUGGAAAUGUUUGGAAGUCAGCCUGCCUACCCAGAGAAGCUGCUGCACAAGAAGGAAUCCCUGCAGAACCAGCUCAUCAACAUCAGGGUGGAGCUGUCUCAGGCAACCACGGCGCUGACCAACAGCACCGUGGAGUAUGAGAACCUCGAGUCCGAGGUCUCUGCCCUGCAUGAUGACCUCUGGGAGCAGCUCAAUUUGGACAUCCAGAAUGAGGUGCUCAACCGGCAAAUCCAGAAGGAGAUCUGGAGGAUCCAGGACGUGAUGGAGGGGCUGAGGAAGAACAACCCGUCUCGGGGCACAGACACUGCCAAGCACAGAGGAGGACUCGGGCCCUCGGGCACCUACAGCUCCAACAGCCCGGCCAGCCCUCUCAGCUCUGCCAGCCUCACCAGCCCCCUGAGCCCCUUCUCACUGGUGUCUGGCUCUCAGGGGUCCCCCACCAAGCCGGGGUCCAACGAGGAGCCUGGCCCACCUCGGCCACCCCUCCCCAAAGCCUACGUCCCCCUGGAGUCUCCUCCCACCGUCCCUCCACUCCCUAGCGAGAGCCGCUUCUGGCCUUACCCCAACUCCCCUUCCUGGCACCGCAGUGGCGAGACAGCCAGGGGUCAGCCCAAGGCAAGCUAUGAGCAGAGCAAGAAAGACCCUCACCAGACAUCACCCCUGGACACCCCCAAAGACAUCAACCUUCUGCCCACCAGGCAAGAGGUGGAGGCAGAGAAGCAGGCAGCUCUCAACAAAGUUGGCAUCGUGCCUCCUCGGACAAAGUCACCCACUGAUGAAGAGGUGACCCCUUCAGCAGUGAUGAGGAGGACCGCCAAUGGACUCACCAAUGGGAUCUCCUCCCGGCAGGAGCGCCCCAAGAGCGCCGUGUUCCCUGGUGAGGGCAAGGUCAAGAUGAGUGUAGAGGAGCAGAUUGACAGAAUGCGGAGGCACCAGAGUGGAUCCAUGAAGGAGAAGCGGAGGAGCCUGCAGCUCCCGGCCAGCCCAGCCCCUGAACCCAGCACGCGACCUACCUACAAAGUGGUGCGUCGUCAUCGCAGCAUUCACGAGGUGGACAUCUCUAACCUAGAGGCAGCCUUGCGUGCAGAAGAGCCUGGUGGCCAGGCCUAUGAGACACCACGGGAGGAAAUUGCCCGGCUUCGCAAAAUGGAGCUGGAGCCCCAGCACUAUGAUGUGGACAUCAAUAAAGAGCUCUCCACCCCGGACAAAGUGCUCAUCCCUGAACGGUACAUUGACCUGGAGCCAGACACUCCCCUGAGCCCUGAGGAGUUGAAGGAAAAGCAGAAGAAGGUGGAGAGGAUCAAAACACUUAUUGCCAAGUCCAGUAUGCAGAACGUGGUGCCCAUCGGCGAGGGGGACUCUGUGGACGUGCCCCAGGACUCAGAGAGCCAGCUGCAGGAGCAGGAGAAGCGGAUUGAAAUCUCCUGUGCCCUGGCGACCGAGGCCUCCCGCAGGGGCCGCAUGCUGUCUGUGCAAUGCGCCACCCCAAGCCCUCCCACCUCCCCUGCCUCCCCGACUCCACCAGCCAACCCCCUCUCGUCUGAAUGCCCCCGGGGCGCCGACAGCAGCCAUGCCUUGCGGGUCUGAGCUCAACUGCAAGCCCUGGCCGAGGCCAAUGCUGUGAAGCUCCACAGAGCCACGUUCUGAAGUGUCCUCUGCCCAACGGAGGGCCUGGCUGCCCACCCUGGCGCCCAUCCCUGCACUCCCAUGGGAGUGCCGCAGGGAGCCAGGCUGGGGGCGAGGGCUGCUGCCGAAGGAAUGUGGACACCUAAAGCCCCACUGCUCACACUGGGGCCUAGUGAGAACUGGGAUGGUGAGGUGGGGAGGCUGUCUUCUCUGGUGCCCAAGUCACAGGGAGCCCCAGCCUGACUCUGGCCGGCAAGGUGGUGGCCCUACCUGAACAUUCCCUGGUGGAGAAUGCGCCCUGGUGGGGAGCAUGCCUUCGGCUGCCUUAGCAAAGAAUAGAGGUGAAGGACAGAUGGACCCUCAAUGCGAAGGAUAGUACCUACCAUCACCCCCUCCCUAUCUGCCCCAGCUGUGCCCCAGGCUUUGCCACAUCUCUGCGGAUAGGGCUUCUUGGGGUUCAGUGGAGACCAACCACCCUGCCUGAGCCAAAGACAAGAGGAUAAGUGGGGAGGGGUGGGGGAGGCUCCUGGGCUCCCAGAGGGGACUGAGCUGGCUGUGGAUGGAGAGCAGCAGGUCUGUGCAGUGUCUGAGGUCAGGUUGAGAAGGGUAGCUGAGAGGAAGGGAGAGGGCCUGGAGAGUGGGGACGAGGAGGAGGUGUCACAAGAAGGUGGGCAGGGGAGAUGGGAAGAGGAUAGAACGGGCUUCCCCACGGCAGCAGAGCCUAAGGUCAGUGCUGAGUGUUAAGCAGACGGUCCCCUCUGCAACUCCACCUCAACCCCAGGAGCAAGUGACCCAGGGGACCUGCCAGCAGGGUAUGCAGUGGCUUCAGCUAAGGUGCUUGGUGUGGGACCGAGGUGUGGGUGAGGGACAGUCAGUAGUGACAGCCCAGGAGAUGGUCCUUCCUGAGCCAGGGUCUGGUGUCUGCCUCCCCCUCCUCGGGUCAGGGGCCGCAGAGGAAAGCACCUGUCUUACAGAGGGUGUGGCUCGCCUUGGGCCUUGCCUAGCCAGUUUCUUGCCCCUUCCCCUUGCAGUGCUGCCGCCCCCCUGACGGCUUGCCCCAGGAGGGGGAUGAGGCCUGAAUCUGGGGGGCCAGCUUCCAGGCCUGGUCCCUCACCCCAGGCAUCUAGAGCAGGAGGACCAAGGCUGGGAUUACAGUGCACCUGCCCAGGGAAGCAGCUGGGGGAGAGACGGAAGCAAAGCACGUCCUUCCUCCACUCCACCCACCUUGAGAUGAAUGUAGCCAGAGAGGACAAAGGAGGGGGACCUGAGGACACCUGGCCCUGAGAGUUUUUCUGCCAGAGUUGCUGCCAGAGACUUCAGUGUGACCAGCAGCACCAAGAACAAGUGCUUCCUCUCCCACCGGUUCCUCUCCACUCCUCCAUGGCUGGAGCAGCUGCUGGCUCAUAUGCAAGCAGAGGUGACAAUUCAUUCAGCACACGCUGACUGACCAUCUUGUAGGAACCAGGCACUGUUCUAGGUGCUUCGGAUAUUCUCACGCUUCUGAGGGACUACGGACUGGGAGGAUUCCGCCUACUUUCCCUUCUCGUAGGUUUUUUGGAACAUGAAAAUGACCCGCGGGUACAUCUCCCACCUUCGCAGUUCAAGCACCCCAAAUCUGUUCUUGCCCCGCUACACGCUGGCAGGUGGGAUUGGCUCCCAGGUCACCCUCUCUUUCCACCCGCUUCUCCUUCCAUAGGAAACAGAUUGUUCAGGGCCUUCCAUGCCUUCGCCUUUCUUGAUCUCUCUCCUUUUUUUAAAGUGGUAUUUUUAGAAAUCUACAUGUAAAGUACUGAGAAAUAAUGUCGACACCUCUGCCACCUCUCUCCCCUGUGUCAUAAAGCCAGCGCCGUGUGUUGCUUUACAUGCCUUAAUAUAUGUUUCUUGGAGAUGAUUCACGUUAUGGAUAUCUGUGUAAUAUAUUCGUUUGUUUGGGUAUCAGUCCUUUCCUCAGCUCCUGCCUGGGCCCCUUCCUCUCCACAGUGUUCCUAGCAUGUUGAGGCCAUAACCCUUGCCUUUUUGAUCCAAAGAAGGGGAGAGAGGAAAGACUUAUCUUAAGACAGAUCUAUUUUAUGCUUUUGUUUAAAAAGCAAAACUAUUUCAAAAUGUGCAAUGUCUGAACAGGAUGGGCUGGUGGUGUAACGAGGCGGGUGUGGCAGUGGUGAGUCCCAGUCCUGUGCCCAUCCCUCUGCCCACAGCCCCCUGCCUUCCCAUUGCACACUCAGUGAAGGGCCGGUCCCCAGGGCUUCCCCAGCAAGCAUCUUGCCAGGACAGGCCUUUCCCCCGAAGCCCCGCUCCAAGGAUUUGAUGGCACUGUCAGCUCCCACUGGCGCUGGCAGGGUUGCCAGUGCCCGAGUCCUCCUGGAGGAAAUGUUUACAGUCACGUGCAGGACGGACACCGAGGCAGGCACACAUCCUCAUGGCUCCUGGCCACCUGCCCUUGUCCUGCUGCUGGAAAGGAGGAAUUUCAUGGCAGCCCAUGCUGAAAGCACUAGGAUGUCCUCCUGCUCCCUGCGGGACCUGUGACUUGGUGCACGGCCCAGAGGAAGUGGCUUGGGGUCCUCUGUGCUGUCCCUGCUCUUGAGUUCCUUGGACUUCUCACACUUGCGCUUGGUUCCUCUCAGGUGGGGCUCACACCCAUGGCAUCUGGCUUCUCUUUGUGACCUUGCUUUCUGGACCUCUUCUUCCGGGCAUGGCACCUCGGUCUGGCAUCCAGGCUGUGAAGUCACCUUCUAGGUGGGGAGGGUCCCACCGACAAUGUAACAUCUCAGCUUUGCCCGAGAAACCCUGGGCCUUCAGCAGGCUGCUUGCUGGGGCACUGAACUAUGCCAGCCCAGCCUCUCAGACUGCCCGUUGAUCAUCAGAGUGAGCAGCGAGGCUCUUGACUUGCAAGGAUUUGGGGGCGAUGGAACUCUGUCCAGAUCCAAAUCAAGAGUUUUGGAAUUUUGCACACAGCUCCUGGCCAGCAUUUGAAGCCUGACCCCCAACGCUGGAUUUUGCUGGUACUGUGUUCCAGCCUAGAAUACCUUGCUAUGAACGAACAGGGUCCAGAUGGAAGCCCAGGGCUAAGCAGCCCUGCUGUGGAAAGCCUUGGCUACUCAUCUGGUCCCUUUCCAAUUAGCCCAUCACCUCCCUGAUCAAUAACCAAGAGGCUGCAACCGAAUACUGCUACUGUCACUUUAGAGAUGUUCCCAGGUGCAAGCUGUGCGCGUUUGCUCCGCUGCCUGUGUGCCAGGCAUGGUUUUGAGGCAGGGCCGACUGCAACAAGAUGGGAUCACUUCCUUUCCCCUCUACCUGGCAGCUCUUAAAACUAAGGAAAAUAUUAUAUAUAUAUAUAUAUAUACAUAUAUCUAUUUAUGCACAUAUUGGGGCCAAUUUGAUUUACUAGAAUUAGACAAUAAACCGUAUAAGGAACUGUAUGAUCUCAGUGUCUUUAUUUAGCAUAAAAGUGACCUUAAGUGAGUUAAGGUUAGAGAAACAGAGAGCACCUCUGUGGGGACCAAACCGCUGUAGCAUCAUGCCCUUAGCAGCUGUCUAGCCGUCAAGCCCUCCCCGAGGAGGGACAUCCUGACAGAUAGGGAGAGUUUGCCCCCUUCUUUCAGAGCAUUCUUAUUCAGUCUACUUCAGAAUCCUGGUGAGUUCUGCAUUUGUAUAUUGCAAGUUUGUAUAAACCCAAUCCCAACAAUAAAAUGAAUGGUUUGUA
Molecule: messenger RNA, 9315 nt
Organism: Chinchilla lanigera (long-tailed chinchilla)
Lineage: Eukaryota; Metazoa; Chordata; Mammalia; Rodentia; Chinchillidae
Gene: Plekha6
Product: pleckstrin homology domain containing, family A member 6
Exons: 27
Coding region: 1869-5576 (1235 amino acids)
Molecular function (GO): protein binding
Source: RefSeq, a predicted model, not a curated record